Messenger RNA from Ornithodoros turicata, 3148 nucleotides. Its product is annotated as lysosome membrane protein 2-like. NCBI's taxonomy places the organism in Eukaryota, Metazoa, Arthropoda, Arachnida, Ixodida, Argasidae. The coding region runs from base 346 to 1860 and encodes 504 amino acids. Gene Ontology annotation, molecular function: scavenger receptor activity. The record is from RefSeq and is a predicted model, not a curated record. Gene Ontology annotation, cellular component: lysosome; cytoplasm; membrane. The transcript has 12 exons.
GGAGCAGCGGACGACGGAGGUCGGCCGUUCGAAGCAUCGAACACUUUUACCUUCCGGCCAAGCCCGUCCUGUACGGAGAGGGGGAAGGACGAGGGGAAGAAGGAAAUCCCCAAGAGGCGCGAGAGGUACUUAACCGGCGCACACUUACGAAUGUUACCGCAACUGGUACAAGACGUGCGAUCGUACAGUGCAUAGAACACAUCUCAGAGCAGACACACCGGAAAACCGCACGUGUUCUCUUUUUUAGCAGACGACUUCUGCUUGCCAGACAGAGACAGAGUUGAAAGCGUUGCGUGGGAAGUUUUCAAGUGGUCAAGUUCCCAAGUUUGGUGUUAAACGGACAACAUGACAACGAGAAGGAGCAAAGUGUGUCUUGGUGUGUUUUCGGCGAUUUGUGCGGCCGUUCUGUUUGUUGGAGUGCUGGGAUAUGUGUACUUCCCGUCAAUUUUGAGGAGUCAAGUCGAACAGCAAAUGCAGCUACGCGAAGGCACGGAGACGUUCGAGAAGUGGUCCAACGUUCAAGUUCCCAUCUACAUGUCUUUCUACCUGUUCAACAUCACCAACCCUGAAGAGUUCAUGAACGGUUCCAAAGCACGACUGGAACAAGUGGGACCCUUCGUGUAUAGAGAAUACCGAAAGAAGGACGUACAAGGUUUCAACAAUCCCAGGGGCACGGUGCAAUAUUACGACCGGAAGAGCUUCGUCUUCGAGCCAGCCAUGUCUGCCGGAAGUGAGGAAGACGCCGUCUACGUCAUCAACGUUCCUCUCGUGGCAGUGGCAGCGAUGACCCGCAAGCACCUUCCAGACAUGGCCGCUCCUCUGAUCAUGCCCAUCCUGGAGGCCAUGAUGAGAAAGUACAACGAAACUCUGGCCCUGCGAAGAGAAGUUGGCGAGAUGCUAUUCCGGGGGUACGAGGUGGGCAUGAUGAAAGAUCUCAUGCGUCUGGCCAAGGCUUUCUUGCCCAAUCUCGACAACCCGCUUAGGAACAACACCUUCGGCCUCUUCUACGGGAAAAACAACACCAACGACGGACUCUAUUCCGUGUACACCGGUGUCGACGAUCCACAAAAGUUUGCAAAGCUGGAGGAAUGGAGAAAUUACAAGCAGCUUCCAUACUGGACUGGACCCACGUGCAACAUGAUCAACGGAACAGACGGAGGCCAAUUCCCGCCCUUUGUUUCCAAGAACGCGACCCUGUACGUCUUUUCCACGGAUCUCUGCAGGUCAAUUAAAUUCGAGUACGAGAAGGAGACCGAAGUGCGUGACUUGAAGGCGAUGCGCUUCACUCCUCCUGCCGACCUGUUCGCCGGCCCAGAGAUCCUGGAGGAGAACCGCUGUUUCUGCCUUACCCCAGAGAACUGUCCAAAGAGCGGUGUCGUACAUGUCUCGACCUGCAACAAGGGAGCUCCAAUCGUACUCUCUUCGCCUCAUUUCUACCACGGAGAUAACGUUUACGUCUACGGAGUAGACGGCAUGCACCCGAGCAAGACACAGCACGAGACAUUCCUGGACGUUCAUCCGAUGACUGGCCUUGUUCUGAGGGCUGCAAAACGACUUCAGAUCAACGUGGAUCUUAAGAAAUACGAACGGCUACAGGCCUUCAAGGACGUGGAGGAUACAGUCUUCCCAGUAGCCUGGAUUGAGGAGACGGCCGAAGUAAGUCCAGAAUUCGCCGAAGGAUUCAAACAGAAGGUGGAACUACCUCAGCAAGUGGGCAGCGGUACUAUAGCCUCUGCCAUGGUUCUGGGAGGAAUUGGAACAUCGAUCUGUCUUAUCAUGAUAGUCGCCAUGUACUUGCAGGGCAAGUCCCGUACGGCAGGGAUCAGCACAGAGCACCUUCACACUUCCAAGGGGGCGUAGUCACGAGAAUCACGAAACAUCACAGACAAUCGUGUGUGCAUCACCACAAACCUAGGAACUUUUUCACUGUUGCUCACUUCACAAUCAUCAGCUCGGAGACUCGGGUGUGAUUGUAAAGAGACUGUCUUCAAGGAGGGGCUUGGCCGCCUUCAGGGAUGGCUUUCUUUUGCAUCGUCACCAAAGAAUGGAUUUCUUUAUCAACGCCUUUCAUUUCAGGUGUCAUCACAUGUUUAUGAGUUUUUGAUUUUAGUGUCAUAGUGUCAUGGCAUACUUGUGCCUUGAAGCAGCAUCACCCAGUACACAAUGCCUGUGCAUUACGAUCCCUUAAACCCACGCAUUAUCCGCAAUCAGCGGUCAAGUGUUGAUGAGCUAACGUCAGUACCGGACAUACUUCUGCGUUGAUAACAGCUACCUAACAAAGAAUGGAGCACGAUGACUAUGGCAGUAAGGACUGCUUGAAAGAUCAUCUAUCUGUUUGACGAAGCGGCGGCUGUUAUCAUACCUUAAUGGGACGGACCUCAUGGUAUUUCAGGACCUCUCAAUGCAUUACCGCGCACUGUACGCUGUAGAAUUUGUUACAUAAACACCGUCCACGUCGUGGGUAGUCAUCGGACUUGGAAGCGACACCAGAGGGCACUUGCUUACAUCUCGGAUACCGCUGUUACUGGUAACAGCAUGUAUUUAAAAAACAACAACAACAAGAAGAUGAUGAUGAUGUGUUUCGUAACUAUAGAAGCACUGUAUUCCUUCCGUCCUUCAACAACGCCGUCGUAGUACCUACGCGUUUAAAAUCUAGUUUUCAUAAGCAAGCUAAAACAAAUCCUAUUAACAGCAAGUAUUCCAGACAUGGGCUUUAACGCCGCAUCUACUUAGAUGCCGUCAGCUUGUGCGGAGUAGAACGCAUUAAGUGAUUUAGCGAGGCAGUGCAUGAACGUGUGUAGCGUUCUGUAAUUAGGAACUGUGCAAUUUCGCUAAGCUACAAAUGGGCGAAAGUUAGAGCUUCGCCUUGUAAGGAAGUUGAAGGUGUUGUUUAUUUAUUGAGGUCACGUAGGUUACAUAGCGAUUGCUCAAUGACAAACGAAACUCGCACUCCCACGGUGGUAUGUGGCACGGAGACAAUUAAAGUCCAUAUGCAGGUUCUAUUAGUCACGAGGCAUUGACUCACUUGGGAUCUGCGUGUCCGAGAUUUCUCAUAGUCGUUGCUGCAUCACAUGUUGGUUUCCUGGGCAUGUUUGCAUGUUUCAUAGAUAUAAUAAUGAAUGUAAAUAAAAUGAUAUUAAUACUCGAA